Molecule: messenger RNA, 1274 nt
Organism: Annulohypoxylon maeteangense
Lineage: Eukaryota; Fungi; Ascomycota; Sordariomycetes; Xylariales; Hypoxylaceae
Product: kinase-like domain-containing protein
Exons: 1
Coding region: 70-1215 (381 amino acids)
Biological process (GO): protein phosphorylation
Molecular function (GO): protein kinase activity; ATP binding
Source: RefSeq, a predicted model, not a curated record
UGUAGCGAUGUGUUCGAUAUCCAGAAAGACUUUAUUCAAUUUCUUUCGAUCAUUCCCACUUAUCAAUGGAUGACGGAUCAGGACCUAGGGAAACUCAACAUGAUUGAGACGGAUGGAGAUGGUAACUAUAUCAUACUUGAUGAUGCGGUGAUGCCCCCUUUGAGGAAGCUCUAUCUCGAAAGUCAGCCAAUUGCGUCCCAUGAACGGCUUGUUGGUACCGGGACAACUUGCUACCGGGCUAGAGCUCCUAAUUCGAAUCGAUGGGAUUAUGUUUUGAAGUUCAAAUGGCGUUGGGCCAGCGACCGUCCGGAGGAUGAACUUCUAAAGCUAGUCAAGGAUAAAUGCGUCUGGGGUGCUAUCUCUCUUGAUUACUACAAAGAGGUUGAAAGUACGGCACACCUACGUCGAAGUCUUCGUUGGGGGACACACAGAAAGUUCUCCAAUAUGAAGAGAAGUGGAAGCACAGAAGAGCAUCAAGAGGAAGUUACUCGUAAUAGCGGUGGACUUGUCGAACAUACCGAAGAAACCGACGACUUCUUUAAAAAUCACAUCCUUGCUUGUAUUAUUACCUCUCCCGUCGGCAGACCCUUACGCACUUUUCGGUCUCUAUUAGAGUUGCUCCAAGUUUUCCGUGAUGCCAUCAAAUGUCACCGAUCACUCUAUUUUGACGCCGAGAUCCUUCAUCAAGAUAUAUCACCGGGGAACAUAAUCAUUCUAGAUAGCCAAGACGAAGGGAAGCCCAAGGGGAUCCUGAUCGACCUCGAUUCCGCAAUAGAGCUUGACAAAACAGAGCCAUGGAUUAUCGGCACCAGACCAUUCAUGGCCAUUGGCGUUUUGAAGAGUGAACACCAUACUUAUCGACAUGACCUAGAGUCUUUCCUAUAUGUUUUCUUAUGGACGAUCAUAACGAACCAUAAAGGGAGUCCCCCAGAGAAUAGCAAGCUUCGACAAUGGAGCAAGGGCAGCUGGGACGAACUGGCAGCAAGAAAAUUCCUUGAUAUGGAUCAGGAUAGCUUUCAGUAUAUAUUGGAAGAAUUUAUGCCCGAAUUUAAUCCCCUGAAACCUCUAGCUGAAUCUCUACGCGAUAUUCUAUUUCCCCUACGAGAUGGGGUAAUCUGGACAGGGACUGAAAGCUCUCCUGAAGCCGUAGGCAAACUCUACGAUGAAAUGAUCCACACCCUCGAGGCGGCCAUUGAGUCUGAGAGCGAAAAAUAGAUACGAUAGGCAUAUAAAAAUAAUCACGAGUGUCAUUAAUAAUGAGAUAUAAGGCAUGG